Molecule: messenger RNA, 289 nt
Organism: Paraglomus brasilianum
Lineage: Eukaryota; Fungi; Glomeromycota; Glomeromycetes; Paraglomerales; Paraglomeraceae
Source: the annotation of a GenBank genome assembly
AUGCCUGACCCCAAUUCUAUAUACGAUGCUCUCUAUAAGCGUUCAUGGUGUAUUCAGAAUUUGCGACCACAGUCUCGACAAGACCAAUUAUCUACUAGUGUGUUCACCUUCGGUGGUCUGCAAUUGACAAACGAACAACAAACGCCGGGGUAUAAUAUAGACGGUUCCAAUCUGGCCGUGCGUGAACAACUAGUUACUGGUUCUAUUCAACAACAGAACGACUCUCUGAUUACGCAUCGGCAACCACGUCAACAACAGUGGCUCUCGCAACACCCGCAUUCGAGACAGC